Messenger RNA from Rhea pennata, 1200 nucleotides. It is a transcript of the gene NIPAL4, whose product is annotated as NIPA like domain containing 4. The record is from RefSeq and is a predicted model, not a curated record. The transcript has 6 exons. Gene Ontology annotation, molecular function: magnesium ion transmembrane transporter activity. Gene Ontology annotation, biological process: magnesium ion transport. The coding region runs from base 1 to 1200 and encodes 399 amino acids. NCBI's taxonomy places the organism in Eukaryota, Metazoa, Chordata, Aves, Rheiformes, Rheidae. Gene Ontology annotation, cellular component: membrane.
AUGGAGCCGCUGGAGGCCAACGGCAGCUGCAGCAACGGGUCUCUGGUCACGCUUUCCUGCCUUUCUCACCGGGUUGUAUGCCAGGUGGUCAAUGAUGCUGACCUAGUUGCCUCCAACCAUGACAACAGGACUUCAGAUGACUUCUGGGUAACUCAGCUGGAAAGCAAUUAUGGAUUCUACAUUGGUUUGGGCUUGGCUGUCUUCUCCAGCUUUCUUAUUGGAAGCAGCGUCAUCCUCAAGAAGAAGGGGUUGUUACGACUGGUGGAGAAGGGAGGCACCAGAGCAGGAGAUGGCGGUCAUGGCUACCUGAAGGAUUGGCUCUGGUGGGCUGGGUUGCUAACCAUGGGUGGAGGGGAAGCUGCCAACUUUGCUGCCUAUGCCUUUGCUCCUGCAACUAUUGUCACACCGCUGGGGGCCCUGAGUGUGCUCAUAAGUGCCAUCCUGUCUUCCUAUUUACUUGGAGAACGGCUAAACUUGCUGGGAAAACUAGGCUGCAUGUUGAGCAUUGUGGGCAGCACGGUGAUGGUGAUCCAUGCCCCAGAGGACGAGGAAGUGACAACUCUGGAUGAAAUGACUUCAAAGCUAAAAGAGCCAGGUUUCCUCGCUUAUGCUGCGAUCCUCUUGGCAGUUUGCCUCCUCCUGAUCUUCUACCUUGCUCCUCGCUAUGGCCAGAGCAACAUCCUCAUCUACCUCACCAUCUGCUCUCUUAUUGGGGCCUUCUCCGUGUCAUCAGUCAAAGGCCUGGGUAUUGCCAUCAAAGGCUUCUUUGCUGGCCGACCUGUGCUGAAGUACCCAUUGACUUGGAUCCUGGUCAUCACACUGGUGGCAUCCAUCACAACACAAAUUAACUACCUCAAUAAGUCUCUAGACAUUUUCAGCACCUCUUUGGUGUUUCCCAUCUACUAUGUGCUGUUCACCACCAUUGUCAUCACAACAUCUAUCAUCCUCUUUAAGGAGUGGGUGACCAUGACUCUAGUGGACAUCAUUGGGACAGUUUGUGGCUUCCUCACCAUCAUUUUGGGGGUUUUUCUACUCCAUGCCUUCAAAGACAUGGAUGUCAACUUAGGGAACCUGCCACAGGUCCUCCAGAGUGGAGAGCAGGUACCAGUCACUCAAGAUGAUAAGAACAUUCUGAUAGAUGUGGACAACGCCAGUAUUGUUCCAGAGGAUAAACCCAAAGUAUUCAUGAUCUACAGCUAG